Molecule: messenger RNA, 1686 nt
Organism: Colletotrichum karsti
Lineage: Eukaryota; Fungi; Ascomycota; Sordariomycetes; Glomerellales; Glomerellaceae
Exons: 1
Coding region: 1-1686 (561 amino acids)
Source: RefSeq, a predicted model, not a curated record
AUGCCGAAGCUUCUCGAUCUACCACCAGAGCUUUUCAGCCACAUCGCCUCAGUUCUGGCAGAGCCCGAAGACAGGUCGCUUUCCUAUGAAAAUGGCCAAGGGCCGCUGUACCACAUUCCUGGUCAGAACAUGUAUGCGCUCACAGCCUUUGGACAGACAUGUCAGCGCGCCCUUGAAGCUGUCCAGCCGCACUUUUUCAGACAUCUCUCUCUUGACCUGAGAAAUGGCAACGGGCCCCUGAUUGACCUGCUCAUGACUUGGGAGGCACAACCCGAGCUGGCCAUAUGUCUCAGGACCCUGCGCGUUUCUCUGAGCCAGAACGCUCAGCAUUGCGCACCACUCACCCGCGAGGAGGCGUCGGUGCUAUCUGCCGUCGCGAAGAGGCUUGGGGUGCGCUUUUCUGGGCCCGUACCGAUCUGGGCCAUGAGCGGCUUCCUCUUGGCGCUUGUCGUCUUGCAGGCGCGCCAUAUUCAAGUCCUGGACAUUCAGGCCGGAGCGAGAGAUGAUUUCCCGCCAUCUAUAGAAGCAAUCAUAAGGCGAGAACCGUUUAGCCAAGGGGAACAAUAUCCAUUUCACCUAUUCCCUUCCGCGGCGGAAACCACCGUUCGCCUGCACCACCUACGCCGCUUUCGAUGUUACUGCAGUUCCCGCGAUGCUCGCUCGGUUAUGUUGAGCGAAGUAUGCAAGGUGCUGAACCUAGCGCCCAAUAUCGACACGGUUGAAUUGACAAAGGUCCGGGACGACGAGCCUGAGGUGAAUUGGAGCAGUGUCACUAGUCUAAGCUUGACAUCCAUCGUCGCAGAGCCGAGCAGAAUCACCCGAAUGAUCAAAUCUUGCAAGGCGCUACGCGAGUUCAAGUUCGACGCCGGCGGAGUCGACAGAGAAACCACUCCGAGCCAGAUCUUGGGUGCUCUGGCAAAACACUCGAGCACAAUCCGGACACUCUCGAUUCAGUGCAUGCGUCUCCCAGACGCCGAACGCCUGGGAUCGCUUGCCUCCCUCGGGCGCCUCCAAAAGCUCAUGAUUCGGCGGUGGGAUUUGCGGCGUGACGUGCUGCUCUCAGCGCCAUGGUUGCAGACUCUCCACAUCCUUCCCUUCGACAUGGGCAACGAACGCGACAGAGAGGUAAUCGAUUGGUUCGCGGGUGAAGUGAAGAAGGGAUCUUUCCCGCAGUUCCGGGAGAUGAUACUCAGUCACUUCGCGUGCGGCGACGACCCUGAAGGCCGACACGGCCACAGUCUCCAGUGCAGCUACGGUCUACGAGGCGACGUCACGCUCGAGUCGUUGGAGAGGAGUGCACGAGAGCCUCUGAGGUCCACACUCGGGCUUUUACUCGAAGACGCCGAGAACAAGGUAUGCCCGACGGCAGCGUUCGUCCGGAAGGUUUUCACGACGCUUAUCAAGGCGGGGGUUACGUGCAAGUUGCACGACCACGCCAGGUUCGAGUGGGCAGCCGCGGCGCAACGGGGCGAGGACGACGCUGGGUCAGUGUCCGAAUUCGAUCGCGAUUCGUCUGACGGCAUUCCCGAGGAUGUUGCGUUCUGGAGAGGCGAUGGGGAAGACGGCGGGGGUGACGUGGAUGGCAAUCAGGCCGCCACGGGGGAGGGAAACAACGGCGGGGUUCAAGACGAGGAGGAUCAGGAGGAAAUGGACGACGCCGACGACGAUGAGUAUGAGUAUUUCUGA